AUGGUGGUGAGCUACUACAAGAAUGAGUCGGAGCUGGCGGCGAACAUGACGGCGGACGGCUGGCUCCGCACGGCUACUGUGUCUUUUACUUCCAUUCUCGUUGUCUCGUAUGUGACCCGCGUGGUCGUGCGCAGAGCGGAGGACAGCGAGGAGGGCGCGGCGAGCCUGCUGCUGCCCACGAGCGGCUCCACGGGGCUGCCCAAGGCGGCGCAGUACAACCAGCGCGCGCUGGUGGCGCAGCUGCCCACCGUCUGGAUGCACUACGAGAAGUUCCCCACGCCAACGGAGCGCGUGAUGUUGCUCUCGACCCCGCAGUGGGGUACCUUCACCAUCACCGUUGCCACGUGCUGUGUGUACAACGUCACACUGGUCAUGUCUCCCAAAGAGGCUACCGUGGAAAAUGUACUCGACAUGAUGCAAAGAUGCAGGCCAACUUGGACGUUCUUCGGGCCGCCGUUCGCCAAGCAGCUGGCCAAGGCGGCGACGCCGGACCACUUCUCGUCGCUGGAGACCGUGUUGACGCUCGGCUCGCAGUUGUCGCCUGACAUCAUGGCCCUUCUAAAGGAAAAAAUGGCUCCGGACAGCAACGUGUGCGAAGGUUAUGGCAUGACGGAGGUGCACGGCUUCGUCACCGUGGCCGAGCGGGACGCCGCGCCGGGCUGCAACGGUCGCUGCGCCAACAUCUUCCACUACCGGCUCGUUAAAAGCGACGAUGAAGAUGCUGCCACUGACGAAGAAGGAGAACUUAUCGUUAAGGGCUCUACUAUUAUUAAGGGCUACUAUAAGAACGAGUCAGAGCUGGCGGAGAGCAUGACGGCGGACGGCUGGUUCCGUACGGGUGACAUCUUCCGCCAGGACCGCGCGCGCCGUCUCUACUACUGCCGCCGCAUCAAGUUCUGCUUCAUUUACGAGAACUUGCUGAGCUACUACAAGAAUGAGUCGGAGCUGGCGGCGAACAUGACGGCGGACGGCUGGCUCCGCACGGGCGACGCCUUCCGCCAGGACCGCGCGCGCCGCCUGCACUACUGCCGCCGCAUCAAGUUCUGCUUCAAGUACGACAACCUGCUGGUGUCGCCCGAGGAGCUGGAGCGCGUGGUGGGGCAGCUGCCGGGCGUGGCGGAGUGCGUGGUGAGCGACAGCGCGCGCGGGCCCGCGGCCGCCGUGGUGCUGCGCGCCGGCGCCAGCGAGCCCGACGCGCGCCGCGCCAUCCACCGCGUCGUCGAGACGACGCUGAGCGACCACAAGCGGCUGCGCGGGGGCGUCGCGUUCGUGGCCGCCAUCCCGCGCACGCACACCGGCAAGGCGCACCGCCAACGAGCCAAGGACCUCAUCCAGCGCCUCAUAGAGGAAGUAUCGGCGGGCCGCCGCCGCGCCGUGCGGGCCGUGCCUCACGACGUAAACAUCAAGCGAGCAUCAGGCAUGUCGCACGCGGUGGUGCGCGGCGCGCCGACGGCGGCGCAGCGGUACGCGGACGGCGCGCUGGACGCGUGGCUGCGCGCGCGCGGCNUUGAUGAAACCUAA
Ostrinia furnacalis (Asian corn borer) is the source of this 1521-nucleotide messenger RNA. Its product is annotated as probable 4-coumarate--CoA ligase 2. The record is from RefSeq and is a predicted model, not a curated record. Gene Ontology annotation, biological process: fatty-acyl-CoA biosynthetic process; long-chain fatty acid metabolic process. Gene Ontology annotation, molecular function: long-chain fatty acid-CoA ligase activity. NCBI's taxonomy places the organism in Eukaryota, Metazoa, Arthropoda, Insecta, Lepidoptera, Crambidae. The transcript is spliced from 13 exons. Bases 1 to 1521 code for a protein of 506 amino acids.